Messenger RNA from Echinostoma caproni, 1071 nucleotides. Lineage: Eukaryota; Metazoa; Platyhelminthes; Trematoda; Plagiorchiida; Echinostomatidae. The record is from the annotation of a GenBank genome assembly.
AUGUUUACGCAAGCUAGCAGUCCGAUUCUCUUCUUGUUCACCAUCAUGCUUCGCCUCUAUCUAACCAUCGUACUUCAAAUUCUCAUGUGGGUGCUCAUAUCAUGUCAUCUGGAUUCCCGCACAUGGGACGUUGCUUUGGGAUGGUCAAAAAUGGGAUUCCAUUACAAUGUCAACAUUGAGGUAUCACUCAAUGGACGUGUGCGACCGGUACAACCAAUUUGGACCGUUGAGUGCUCUGCUCAAAGUGGUCCCGUGACGCUCAGCCGAUCUCGCCUGUCAUCCCGCGAACAUGCAAGCAAAGGUGGUAUCGUGCUAUCGCGGCACAAGAGAUCAACUGGCGAUCUAUGCCGGCUGAUUAGAUUUGCACCAGUCGAUAAACGCGGCAUACGUGUAAAUAGGCCCACAAAUUUGACGAUGCAUAUCAAAAGUNCAUUGUGGAUCAAUUGUGGACUUUCUAUGGUAUCAAAGAUUGCAGCCUGCAAUCUCAGCUUCAUCCAGAUCGAGAUCGGGGACGACUUGCCAAUCAAGCUGACCGAAGUCAAAGCAAUUGGCCAAUUCAACGGUAGUACAGUUAAUGAAUUGCAAUUUACCAUGGACAAAAUUGCGAUGAAAAACGCACAAAAUGAUGAGCUAGGAGGCCCGAUCAAUAUAACGAUUUCCGUUAGAUUGGCGGACGCUGCGAAGGAAGGAGAUAAGAAAGUUUUAACGGUAAAUUAUGGAACAAAGGAAAAAUACUGCUUUGAACAUUUCUCAAUGCCCAUCAACCCGGAAACAGAUUUUAAAGCCCUACUGGAUACGAAGAUAUACACAGAAACAGUGUCUAUCUACCCGAAAGACACAGUUCGAUUUGUGCUGAUUGUGGGGCAAAAUCAGGAGUCGCAGUUGGAGUGCAAGUCAGUGAAAAUCACUCUGCACCACAACAUGUGGAUCAAAGCUGCAACUAUCUUCAGUUAUGACAAUCAGAUUCCCCUAAAUAUCACACAGCCAUAUCGAUUGACCGAGGUGCUGGUAAGUAGUGAAUAUAUUGAUUUGCUCGCACCAAUAUUUGUACGCACCAUGCCAUGGCAAUAA